Galendromus occidentalis (western predatory mite) is the source of this 963-nucleotide messenger RNA. RefSeq names its product alpha-ketoglutarate-dependent dioxygenase alkB homolog 7, mitochondrial. NCBI's taxonomy places the organism in Eukaryota, Metazoa, Arthropoda, Arachnida, Mesostigmata, Phytoseiidae. Gene Ontology annotation, biological process: DNA damage response; fatty acid metabolic process. The record is from RefSeq and is a predicted model, not a curated record. The transcript has 5 exons. Gene Ontology annotation, cellular component: mitochondrial matrix.
AUGAGCAUCCCCCUUUGAAUACGCAAGAUAAGUCAUGAUUGCGAGCCGCGGAGUACGAGCCUGCGGCCUACCGCUGGGAGAACUUCGCUCUGGUCAUGCAUGCGCCACCCACGAGGUGCGCGAUUUGCAGCUGUAGGGACAGAGGACAGAAAACAUGCGUCAGCGGUGGUUUCCAAAAUUCUCGCGAGGAUAUUCUUCAAUCCCGCCUUCGUGAGCAGCGCCAGGGUCCAGAGGAGCAUCGGGAAGUCGUGUCUUGAAUGUCAAAGCCUCGUCCAACCAGCAGCACCGAAAGGAAUGAGGCGACUCCUGUCAACGGGGAUUAGGCUGCGCGUCCUUACGCGCAAAUUCUGCUCAAUUCCGGAAAACCUUUUCGAAGCGUCCGAUGGAACUACCUUAAACUCCAUCGCGCCGUUUUUCAGAGUUACACAAAACUUCGUCACCGAAGACGAAGAAGCCAGACUUUUGUCUGAAAUCGAACCUCAUUUCAAACGAUUGCGAUACGAGCAUAAUCAUUGGGAUGGGGCCAUCGUCGGCUAUCGCGAGGUGGAGCGGAAGAAAUGGUCAGAAGACUGUCAAAUGAUUCUGAAUCGCGUCCGAGAGACUUCUUUCGCGUCAGACGCCAAGCACCUACCAAUGGUCCAUUGUUUGGAUGUCGCGAAGGAUGGCGAAAUCUUACCACAUGUAGACGCAGUUCGAUUCUGCGGAGACACGCUGGCAGGCUUGUCCCUGAUUUCUACCGCAGUCAUGAAAUUAGCUCUAGAGAAAGAUCCUUCGAAAUGGGUGAAAAUUCUGCUUCCACGGAGAAGUUUGUACGUCAUGUCAGGAGUGGCGCGAUACGAUUACACCCACGCCAUUCUGGGAGAUAAAGAAUCUUAUCUCCGCGAGCGCCCUGUUCCCCGAGAGAGGCGGAUAUCCGUGAUGUUCCGAGUCGAGCCAAACGAGAGUCAAUCUCAGCCUUCAUGA